AUGGCUACGCAGAUGCGGGGAUGCCUCUGCCGUUUGGAAUCCAGAAGCAGAUCGACAAGUAUCGUAGUCUCCCACGUGGGAAGUCCAUACCUCACCUUCGCGAACUCGGCCCGAGAUCUAAACUCGGCAGACCUAGGCACACAGUACAUGAACCAGAACGGCAACUCCAUGCGGCUCCUCUCCGUGCAGAUAGCGGAGAUCACCGUGCGAACCACGAUUGGCGCAAUCCCUCUCGGUUGA
Molecule: messenger RNA, 240 nt
Organism: Penicillium lagena
Lineage: Eukaryota; Fungi; Ascomycota; Eurotiomycetes; Eurotiales; Aspergillaceae
Exons: 2
Coding region: 1-240 (79 amino acids)
Source: RefSeq, a predicted model, not a curated record